This is a messenger RNA of Colletotrichum paranaense, 468 nucleotides long. RefSeq lists its product as uncharacterized. The transcript has a single exon. Bases 1 to 468 code for a protein of 155 amino acids. The record is from RefSeq and is a predicted model, not a curated record. Lineage: Eukaryota; Fungi; Ascomycota; Sordariomycetes; Glomerellales; Glomerellaceae.
AUGGCUGCUCUCGCCAGCGCAAUUCCAACACCGCCUAUGAGAGACCAGAUCCUCAUCGACAAACAGGAGCUCACUGUCGGCAACGUCACAUUCAUGUCUAUACUCACUCCUGGUCAUUCCCCUGGCAACCUGUCCCUCGUCUUCCCCGUCUUUGAACAGGGCGUUCCUCAUAUCGCUGGCUUGAAUGGCGGCACUGGCAUCCCCGCACCCAAGGUUGAUAGAGAGAAGAAGAUUGUGUCCCAGAAUCAUCUUGGCAAUGUGGUCAAGAUGAAGGGCGUUGACACGCUAAUAUCGAGCCACCAAAUUGCCAACCACGCCUUGUUCCAAGCCGACCUUCUAAGUCAUCGCCAGCCUGAUGCAGCCAAUCCCUUCGUGGUUGGCAUCGAUGAUGUUCAGAAUUACAUGAGAUUCAACGCGCUUUACACCAAUGUGAAAGCUGCGCGACAGGGCAUGGAUUUAGAUGUCUGA